AUGAACUGCUGCGACAACUCCGGUGCGCGAAAUCUCUACAUCAUCUCAGUCAAGGCCUGGGGCGCCCGUCUUAACCGUCUUCCCGCUGCCGGUGUUGGUGAUAUGGUCAUGGCUACCGUUAAGAAGGGAAAGCCAGAAUUGCGAAAGAAGGUUAUGCCCGCCGUCGUUGUCAGACAGAGCAAGCCAUGGAGGCGCCCCGACGGUAUCUAUUUGUAUUUUGAGGACAACGCUGGUGUGAUUGUCAACGCCAAGGGUGAAAUGAAGGGUUCAGCUAUCACAGGUCCUGUUGGAAAGGAAGCCGCUGAAUUAUGGCCACGUAUCGCGAGUAACUCUGGUGUUGUGAUGUAA
This is a messenger RNA of Ophidiomyces ophidiicola, 348 nucleotides long. RefSeq names its product 60S ribosomal protein L23A (gene RPL23A). Gene Ontology annotation, cellular component: ribosome; cytosolic large ribosomal subunit. The record is from RefSeq and is a predicted model, not a curated record. The transcript is spliced from 3 exons. Gene Ontology annotation, biological process: translation. NCBI's taxonomy places the organism in Eukaryota, Fungi, Ascomycota, Eurotiomycetes, Onygenales, Onygenaceae. Gene Ontology annotation, molecular function: large ribosomal subunit rRNA binding; structural constituent of ribosome. The coding region runs from base 1 to 348 and encodes 115 amino acids.